Rosa rugosa (rugosa rose) is the source of this 1269-nucleotide messenger RNA. RefSeq names its product DEAD-box ATP-dependent RNA helicase 21. The coding region runs from base 1 to 1131 and encodes 376 amino acids. The record is from RefSeq and is a predicted model, not a curated record. Gene Ontology annotation, cellular component: catalytic step 2 spliceosome. Gene Ontology annotation, molecular function: RNA binding; ATP binding. Gene Ontology annotation, biological process: mRNA splicing, via spliceosome. The transcript has 2 exons. Lineage: Eukaryota; Viridiplantae; Streptophyta; Magnoliopsida; Rosales; Rosaceae.
AUGGCGGCAAUCCCUCUCGGUUUGCAACAGCGUGAUGUUAUUGGCAUUGCAGAGACUGGUUCUGGCAAGACUGCUGCCUUUGUUCUUCCUAUGUUAAGUUAUAUUUCUAGGUUGCCUCCUAUUAGUGAAGAGAAUGAGGCUGAAGGGCCUUAUGCUGUGGUUUUGGCGCCUACUCGCGAGCUUGCGCAGCAGAUUGAGAAAGAGACUGUCAAGUUUGCGCAUGACUUGGGAAUCAAGGUGGUUUCUAUUGUUGGUGGGAAGUCGAUUGAGGAACAGGGUUUUAAAAUCGCACAAGGAUGUGAGGUUGUCAUUGCCACGCCGGGGCGUUUGAUUGAUUGUUUGCAGAGGCGUCUUGCUGUUUUGAAUCAGUGCAACUAUGUAGUUCUUGACGAGGCUGAUACGAUGAUAGAUAAGGGACUUGAAGACCAGGUUAAUGAAGAUGAAGAGCUAGAUGACAAGAAGAUUUACAGAACCACUUAUAUGUUCAGUGCAACUAUGCCUCCUGCUGUGGAGCGACUCGCCCGCAAUUACUUGAGGAAUCCUGUUGUAGUCACCAUUGGCAGUGCCGGAACCACCACUGAUUUGAUCACUCAGAAUGUGGUCAUGAUCAGCAAGGAGUCGGAAAAGUUUGAAAAGCUAAAGAGAUUGCUUGAUGAAGUACUUGGUGAUCAUAAGACUGCUAUUGUAUUUGCUAAUACCAAGAAAAAUGUAAAUAUUCUGGCGAAGAGUUUGAGCAAGAAUGGAUAUCAUCAUGUGAUCACUUUGCAUUCGGAUUUACAACAAUCACAGAGAGACUCUAACCUUGAAGGUUUUAAGACCAAGAGAUAUAAUGUCCUCGUUGCAACAGAUGCUGCAGGACGAGGUAUUGAUGUACCUGAUGUGGCACAUGUAAUUAAUUAUGAAAUGCCACCGAAGAUAGAAAAGUAUACCCAUCGUAUUGGACGUACUGGUCGUGCAGGAAAGACUGGUUUAGCCACAACAUUCUUGACAAUGCAAGACACUGGGGUGUUCUAUGAUCUCAAGAAGAUGCUCAUUCAGAGUAACAGUUCUGUUCCUCCUGAACUAGCGAGACAUGAAGCCUCAAAGUACAAGCCUGGCACAAUUCCUGACAGACCACCCAGGCAUAACUAGACUACUGUCACUCGUUGACAAGUUGGAGUAAGAGGCUGAGACAUUUGCUUUCUGCUGGAACAAAGUAAGUGAGUUUCUUUGAACAGGAUUGUGUACUGGAAUUGCAAUUGAUGUUUUUCUAUUUUCCGGAAUAUUGGU